Molecule: messenger RNA, 493 nt
Organism: Exserohilum turcica Et28A
Lineage: Eukaryota; Fungi; Ascomycota; Dothideomycetes; Pleosporales; Pleosporaceae
Exons: 1
Coding region: 258-488 (76 amino acids)
Source: RefSeq, a predicted model, not a curated record
ACACACACACACACACACACACGGCUUGCCAUGAGCAGACAGACUGUUUGCUUCUGCAACACGCUUGUUUCGUGGCGUCGCUUUGGAAUUCCGCUAGCGAGGCCGGCCAAUGCUUGUCGGGUAGUCGACAAGACACUUCCUGCCCAUGUAGCUUCACACGCCCGCGCGUCUGUUAGAGUCCCUCGAAGAGUUCACGAGCAUCUACAUGCAAUGCACUUUUCCCUUGUCGCAGGGGCCAGCCAGACUCGCGGAUCCCCAUGGUGCAGCCAGCCGUUCACCACACCGCACUGUGUCCCUUUUUUUUUGACGGCAGAGCCACGUACGCCAACAAAUCUAUUCGUGGGCACGCCAUGGUUUCGGUGUUUGACAAGUACACUACACAUGGCAGCACCGCUACUGGCUCGGUCAAUCAGAUCCGACUGCCUCUACCAUCGUCACGCACCCGCCCGUUCAUGACCCACCGUCGACCACAACCAACGUACACUUAAACCCC